AUGCCAAGAGUAAAAAAUAAAAAAGAUAAUAAAACAGUAUACAAUAAAACAAGUUCAAAAAAGAAAGUAAAUCUGUCUUCAUGUAUUAUCAAAUACUGUUUUGAUGAAGAAAAAUUGAAUAACUGUAAAGUAGCAAAACCAGCUGGAAUACAAAUUAUUACAGAAGUAUUUGGUCCUAUUACAGAAAACAAUAAAACAUUUUUUGUAGAACCAUUAUAUACAAGAAUAUUUCCACUUAGACUUUACCAAACAAAAACAAAUUUUGCUUCUUUUGAACAUAUUAUUCUACAUAAUAUUUCAAUUUAUAUUAAUUUUGUAAUUUUACAAAGUAAAAAUCAUACUCAAACUAUUGAAAUUCUAACAACUGAAAACAAAAACAGUAAAAUUACUUUAUUGAUCUUCCUACUCAAAAUUAAAAGCUUUAUACUACAACUUUGUGAUAAAGAUCUUGCUUGUAAAAAAUCUUCUAAUAUCUUGAUUAGUGAUUUAUUGGUUGAUAAAAAUCUUUGUAAAAAAUAUAAUCUUAACACAUUAAAUUCGGGAAUUUCUGAGUUUAUGGCAGAUGGUUAUAUUGAAAUGACAUGGAGUCCUCAUUUGAGAGAUGUAGAUUUUAACAGAAUAAUGAGUCAAAUAGGAUAUUGUUGUGAUAAUUCUGAUGUAAAUGUUGAUGGAUUUGAAGCAUCUGAACCAAAUGAUGAUGGUAGAUUAUAUUACAAAUCAAUAGAUGAAAGAUACACAUAUAUUCGAAUAACUGAUAUUGUAAAUAUACAAACAAACUCAACACAAACAGAAGUACUUACACCUGUUAUAUCAAAUAAACUAAAAUUAAAAUUUUACUUUCUUGAGAUUUGUGAUAAAGAAAUCGCAAAACAGAAUAACUCACCUAUAGGUGAUGUAUUUCUGAACAGAGAUUUGUGUAAUAUACAAUUUAGAGAAUAUUUUAAUUUUGUAAUAGAAUUUGAAUAUGAUAUUAAAUAUAAAGAAUGCCAAUAUGAACCACAUGAUUUUGUUUUUUGCUUAGAUUUAGAAAAAACAAAAGUUUGUCAACUUGAUAAUAAUGAUUUAAUAGUAGCUAAAAUAUUUAAUAUAGAAAACUAUGCUUUUGUAUUUGUAAUUGAUUAUUUUAAUUAG
Molecule: messenger RNA, 1131 nt
Organism: Cetraspora pellucida
Lineage: Eukaryota; Fungi; Glomeromycota; Glomeromycetes; Diversisporales; Gigasporaceae
Source: the annotation of a GenBank genome assembly